Messenger RNA from Trematomus bernacchii (emerald rockcod), 858 nucleotides. It is a transcript of the gene tmem119a, whose product is annotated as transmembrane protein 119a. Gene Ontology annotation, cellular component: plasma membrane. The coding region runs from base 118 to 858 and encodes 246 amino acids. NCBI's taxonomy places the organism in Eukaryota, Metazoa, Chordata, Actinopteri, Perciformes, Nototheniidae. The record is from RefSeq and is a predicted model, not a curated record. Gene Ontology annotation, biological process: positive regulation of osteoblast proliferation; positive regulation of osteoblast differentiation; positive regulation of bone mineralization. The transcript is spliced from 2 exons.
UGCUCGGAAACUCUUCACUCUUACUUUCCUCUCCAGACUUUGUCUCCCCUUUUCUUCCUCUCUGUAUUCCUAACACAAGAUAAACUCGGGAUUACACAUUCUGACGCUGAGGAGAAGAUGAAGUCCCACACGUUUUUCCUUGCCACCUGUGUGACCCUGCUCUCGCUGUGUCAUGCUACUCCGCUGUUCUACAACAUCUCCAUGGACGGCAGUGGGGAUGAAGCAGAGCUGGAGCUCCUUCCCAUCUCCUUCACCACUCGAGCCCCCGUUCUCAUCUCCGCUGCUACCGGACCCCCCAGCCUCACCGCCACCAUCACCAACACCAUCACCACCACCAUGAUCCGCCUGAAGGACUUUGUCUUCACCCGAGUGGUGGACUUCCUGCAGGAGCAUCUGCUCAUCAUCAUCGUGGUGACCUCUCUACUCAUCGUCAUGGUCUUCAUCAUCUGCUGUGCCUCUGCCAUGAGUCAGAAGCGUAAGCUGGAGACCUACAAACCCCUUCCUAACUCAAAAAAGAAGCUUGCGGCAAGCAAAACAAACGCACCCAAGAACUCCAGUGAGCCUGUGGAGAAGCCCUACGCCGUGGACCACGUCAAGAGGGUCCAGACUCAGAGCAUGGCUUCCCCCAAGACCCUGCGUCAGCCCUCCAAGGCUCUGGUGGGAGAGAGGGGGCGGGACGUCCGGUCGUCGCCUCGCCAGGAGGUGAGGAAGGUCCGGGAGGUCGAGGAGGUGGAAAAGCGCCAAGAGGAGCCCAAGCAGAAAGAGCAGCCGAGGCCCAGGGAGGAGGUGCAGCAGAGCCCCAGCACCAGCGCCGUCUGCACCGUCUGCACCUGCCACCUGAAGAAGGGUCACCACUAG